AUGAAACAUCACGAAAAAUUACUCAUCGUAUGUUCAUUCGAUUCUGUAGGAACUUAGAUGCUAGAUCAAAAAUUAGAAGAGUAUCUUUAAACUGAUCAAGAAGAAAUCAUUCUCUAUCUGAAAAGAACACCAAUUACACAUCUAAAAGUUUAUGAACUCAUUUUAUUCCAUCUUUAUGAAAAAGCACAAAACUACCCAACCAAAUUUAAUGUGAUCUUUGAUAUAUUUAAUACUAAAUUCAAAAACCACUACCAAUUCGUCAUCAAUUUAGAUACCGAAAUCAAUAUUCAAACUAAGCUAAAUCAACCACAUUAAAAUAUCUAAUUUUCCUAAGAAGGACCACUAGCAAAUUAAUUCAAAAGAGGUGCCAACGGUGGAACUUUUGAUCAUUUACACAUUGGACACAAAGUACUUUUAAGUUUAAGUUUGUUGGCUGUCAAUGAACACUUGACCAUAGGAAUAACUGGAGAUAUAUUAUUAUAAAAAAAGAAAUUAAAAGGCUUCUUAUAAUCCUAUGAGACUCGUUGUAAAUGUGUAAAAGAGUUCUGUUCGCUCUUCAGACCUGAUAUUGAAUUGAAUUUCUCUGAAUUAGUCGACCCAGCAGGACCAACAAAAAAUGGAUAAUUUGAAGUACUAAUUGCCACCUAAGAGACUCAAAAAUCUUUAGAGUACAUUAAUAAUCUUAGGAAAGAAGGAGGCUUAAAUGAAUUAGAAGGCUACAUAAUUGGCAUUAUAGAAAACUCGAAUAAUUAAGGAGAUGUUAAGCUGUCUUCCUCAUAAAUUAGAGAACAAAUCUAAGAAAAAAAUAGAUUAAGUGAAUAAGAGUAUUUGGAACUUAAAUCUGAAUGGUUGUCAGUUAGUGAUAAUCUCUAUUGGUUUGAAUCUAUAUUAGUUGAUUAUUAUUCCUAACCUCAAAGGCAUUAUCACACUUUAAGACACAUAUAUGAUAUGUUAAAAUAAUUAAAUGGAGCCAAAAAUAUAAAGAAUGUAAAAUUGGCAACCUUCUUUCACGAUGCUAUAUACUAUCCUAGAAACAAUGAUAAUGAAGAAAAAAGUAUUUUGUUGUUUUAAUAAUACGCCUAAGAAUGCAAUAUGGAUUCAUAACUUAUAUCAACUUUUAUCUUGUAAACAAAAAGCCAUCAAACUGAUGUGUCAUUCCUACCAGAGGAUGAUUUAUAAGAUUUGAUGGUAUUUUUAGAUGCUGAUAUGUCUAUUUUGGAGUCUGAUGCAUAUUCUAUCUAUGCUCAAGAUAUAAGAAAGGAAUAUUAGCACUUUCCAGAUAAGGAUUAUAAAACAGGGAGAACUGCUGUUCUAUAAAAGUUUUAAAAGUCUAAAAUUUUUAACCUAAGAAGCGAAGAAAAGGCAAGAAAAAACAUAUAAGAAGAGAUUGAAAUGUUAUAAAAUUAGGUUGUAGCAAAAUGA
Paramecium octaurelia is the source of this 1422-nucleotide messenger RNA. Lineage: Eukaryota; Ciliophora; Oligohymenophorea; Peniculida; Parameciidae. The record is from the annotation of a GenBank genome assembly.